GUUCCAAUGGAAACAGGUGGGACUCCCGGACUCUCCAAUCAAACCCUCCCUACGCUGCGGAGCAGGGAGGAGGGAGCAGAAGUCCACAACCGGAGGCAGGACACGACCAACUUCCACACUGAGCUCAGGAAAAGUCGGGAAAACGCAUCUGACGCUGCGUGCCUUGGCCUGCAUGUGUUCCCAAAGCGUUUCCUGCAGUUUACCGGCGCGCUGCUCAAGUUCUCCCUGCCGGUUUGGCUGCAGUUGGAGCGGCGUCUGUGCGUCGCUGCGCUCGGGACGCAUAGCUGCUAUGGAAAACACGCACUGAGCGCAUUUUCGGAUUGUUCUCUGCUUGGAUGUUUUUCCACUCUGCUUGUCUUCAAUUCCUGGGUGCUUCCUAUAGUGAGGAUAUUUAAGCAUUAGGAAAAAUGCCUGGGAAAACCAAAUACAACCUGGUUGAUGAUGGACACGAUCUGAGGAUCCCGUUGCACAACGAGGAAGCAUUCCAGCAUGGGAUCAACUUCGAGGCAAAGUAUAUUGGCAGUUUGGAUGUGACGCGGCCAAACAGCAGAGUGGAGAUUGUUGCUGCCAUGAGACGGAUCCGGUAUGAGUUCAAGGUAAAAAACAUCAAGAAGAAGAAAGUUCACCUUGUGGUGUCUACAGAUGGUGUCAAGGUUACCUUAAGAAAAAAGAAAAAAAAGAACGAGUGGACCUGGGAUGAAAGCAAGAUGAUUGUGAUGCAGGAUCCAAUUUACAGGAUAUUCUACGUUUCCCAUGACUCACAAGAUUUAAAGAUCUUCAGCUACAUUGCCAGAGAUGGACAGAGCAAUGUUUUCCGUUGUAAUGUCUUCAAGUCCAAGAAGAAGAGUCAGGCCAUGCGAAUCGUCCGGACCGUCGGCCAGGCAUUCGAGGUUUGUCAUAAACUGAGUCUGCAACAUACACAGCAAAAUGCAGACGAAAAGGCGGACUGCAACGGGGAAAAGAGUGGCAGCAAUUCAUCUGGUGUGCGUGCUCAUCCACCUGUAUGUGUGUGUACUUUAUUCGGCCCAGCCCGGGAGUUAACAGGCCCAGAAAAGAAGCCAGCGAUCGUUGCUGAGGAGACGGACAUUGACGCUGAAGACGUGGUGCAGGUGCCAACGGGCGAGGACUUAAACCUUAACAGAGGAGUGACCGAUCUUGACGCAACUUCGAAGACAACAGACCUAAAUGAAUCUGAAAAUAAGGUUUCGGAAGAGCCUUCUCUUCUGAUGUCCAGUCCCAGGCUGCUACUCCCAGUAUCAGGCACUCUGCCUCCUGGGGCCCCAUUAUCUGUCCACCACCAGAUACAGCUGCUACAGCAGCAGCUCCAGCAACAGCAGCAGCAGACUCAAGUGGCUGUAGCACAGGUCCAUCUCUUGAAGGAUCAGCUGAGCGCGGAGGCCACCGCUCGGCUGGAGGCCCAGGCUCGAGUUCAUCAGCUGCUUCUCCAAAACAAAGACCUGCUGCAGCACAUCUCCCUGCUGGUUAAACAGAUCCAGGAGCUAGAAUCCAAAAUGGCUGGACCAAAUUCCAUGGGCUCCCAGGACAGCUUGUUGGAGAUCACCUUCAGAUCCACGGUACCUCCAGUGAUUUGCGACGCCACCACACCCAAAUCCGAAGUGUCGGAUAUCAACCUCUCUGCACUAAGCCCCGGUGAUGCAACCAGCAACGCUUUUUCCUCUACCAACGGGACUUUUGGAAGCCCACUAGUUGAUCAGAGUUUGUUUGAGAACUCCAAUGCCCAUAAGCAGAGCCCUCAGACCUCCAGGACAGGUCAACCCUCCAACCGACGCUCCUCUACAUCAGCUAAUUCCAAUUCUGGCUCCACCUUGGUUGACACUCCAUCCUCUGGUGGACAGCAAAGGCUGAAAAAUGCUAUUAACUUGGGCAAGGCAGUUGGUGCAAAGGUCAAUGACCUGCUGAGGAGAAAGGAACCCAGCCACCUAGGGGACAUCGGGGUCACUGAGGUCAAUAAGAAUGUCGGUGCUGUUUGGAGCUGCAUGGACCAACUUGGUCACAAUUCCACCAGCAGUCACAUCUUUGACUCCUUUCCCCGACUCGACCCACCACCACCGACUGGAAAGAAACGUAUCCCUCGAGCUCUGAAGACGACGCGGGACAUGAUGAUCUCCUCUGACCCCGUGGUCUCCUCGCCUGAGCAGGCAGACUCUCUGAGCCUCCUCCCCUCUCCUGACAAGACCACCCUGGGCCCUGACAACGAAAUGAGGAGCGAGGAAGAGCAGCAAGAAGACAAGGAGGAGCAGGAGGAGAGGUCGACAGAAAUGACACCCACACCCAAUCCAGCAGAGAUCAAAGCUAAUUCAGAGAGCAAGGAGACGAAAUCCACAGCGGAUGCAGUCACAGUAGGGGAGGAUGAAAAGGGGAGCCCGGAAGGAGGUGAGGAGGAUCAUCAGCUUCAGCUCUCUGUGCCAGACCUCAUCAACAAGGAGACCCAAGCCAAACCCUGCGACGUCUGGCAGAGGGCGUCUUCACCAGACUCCCGGCUCGCCUCCUCUCCCAUCUCUGGCAAGGCGCCGUGCCGCAUCAGCCUCGGAGAGGAGGUCCUGCUAGGGAAUGGCGCCCCCUGCAGUAAAAACACAGGAGGAAGCACUGAGGACACAGAGCCUCACCCAGACCUACUGUCCUUCGAGUAAUGCAAAGCUCUUUGGAUAAAGUAUCCUCUGAUCAGCCAACCGGCUUUACUUCAGUGAAAAGGGAACAGAUUCAUGAAGGGAGCAAAGCAGACUGCAGACUAAGCUUUCUACUAGACUUAUAGACCAUAUUGUCUCUAUUUGAAGUCUUUUUGACAUCAAAAGAGAUAAAUAUAAUGCUUAUAACAGGAAAACGACAGCUGCUUCACCAUUAUCACUGGCACAUGAUGCAAAAUGAGAGAAAAAAACAAGAGCUUUUGUUUUAUUGUGGUUUAAGUUAUAACAAAUUAAUCAAACUGUUUUUUAAAAA
Molecule: messenger RNA, 2958 nt
Organism: Cyprinodon tularosa
Lineage: Eukaryota; Metazoa; Chordata; Actinopteri; Cyprinodontiformes; Cyprinodontidae
Gene: nos1apa
Product: nitric oxide synthase 1 (neuronal) adaptor protein a
Exons: 13
Coding region: 408-2651 (747 amino acids)
Molecular function (GO): nitric-oxide synthase binding
Source: RefSeq, a predicted model, not a curated record